AUGCUCGAAGAACGGUCAUCGAACAUCCUCUUGACUGAUCCAAUGCGGAUGUACCGCGCCAAGAGGGAUGCAACGCGAAGGCGUGUUACAGACAAGUACUCCAUCGAGGGCUUCAUUUCGUCUGGGACAUAUGGCAGAGUGUACAAGGCAAAAAGCAGGGAUGGCGACGGAAGAAUCCAUGCAAUCAAGAAAUUUAAACCGGACAAAGAGGGAGACGUAAUCACCUAUACUGGCAUUAGUCAGAGUGCCAUCCGCGAGAUUGCUCUCAAUCGGGACAUCUCUCACGAGAAUGUAGUCGAACUCAAGGAAGUUAUAUUGGAAGACAAGUCUAUAUACAUGGUUUUUGAGUAUGCGGAGCACGACUUCCUCCAACUCAUUCAUCAUCAUGCACAGACGCUCCGUCAGAAUAUUCUUACUAAUGUCUUAAAAUCUCUGACGUAUCAGCUUUUCAAUGGCUUACUGUAUCUGCACAACGCGCAUAUAAUUCACCGGGACCUAAAGCCCGCGAACAUCCUCAUCACGUCUAGCGGAGUCGUCAAGAUUGGAGAUCUGGGUCUCGCACGCCUGACGUAUCAGCCAUUACAGCCUCUCUUUGUCGGCGACAAGGUCGUGGUCACAAUAUGGUACCGUGCACCGGAACUCCUGCUCGGCGCAAAACACUACAACAAGGCAGUCGAUGUAUGGGCAGUCGGGUGCGUUAUCGCAGAGUUAGUAGCUCUGCGGCCGCUCUUCAAAGGAGAGGAGGCGAAGCUGGAUUCCAAGAAGAACGUUCCGUUCCAGAAAGAUCAGCUGUUGAAAAUCAUGGAUUGGUUGGGCACACCAGACGAGCGCGAAUGGCCAGGUCUCAAAGACCUCCCCGAGUACCCGAACCUGAAGCGCCUUGACGUCUCCGUGUUCGGUCUCAUGCGCAAUAACAGCUACCCCAACCGCUUGAGCCAGUGGUGUGCUGCUCAUCGCAUGGCAGGCGAUCCGGACGCCUAUGAUCUCAUGCGGCAGCUAUUUGCAUACGAUCCAGAUAAUCGGCUGACCUGCCAGGAAGCCUUGCAACACAAAUGGUUCCGAGUGGCGCCAGUACCGACAGAAAACGCAUUUCAGAACAUUCCAUUACAGCAUAUCCCGCCGCAGCGGCGCAUCACGCAUGACGACGCGCCGUCGAUGAUUCCACUGCCCACUGCGACGUCACAGGCGCAAACACAUGUGCAGGCACAGCUCGCGCAGGUACAAGCACAAGCACAAGCACAGCUCGCAGGAUCGCACCCGCCCAGUCGGGGAAGCGUUGCGAGCUUUGCAAGUCUGAGCGGAGGCGCAGCAGGCGCGGGAAGUGGGCACGCCAGAAAGAAGGCCAGAAUGGGAUAGGCAUACAGGCUUUGCGAACGUGUGUCAUCUAUUGUAUUGGUUCUGUGGCAGGCCAGCUGUCGCAAACGCACAUCGUUCGAUGCUGUCUGAUUUUAACAAUUGUAGUGUAUAAUAGACCAAGGAUUGUUCACAAUGCUCGAUAGCGUUGAGGCGCAAUGGCCUUGCCAAGAACUGUAAUUAGUGACCUCACAGGUUGGCAUAUUUCAAUGCCAACCUGAUGGCUCGGAAGCGUCGUAGUGUAUUCUCAAGGGUGGCAAUGAUAUACAAUUGUAUAUGCUG
Molecule: messenger RNA, 1635 nt
Organism: Postia placenta MAD-698-R-SB12
Lineage: Eukaryota; Fungi; Basidiomycota; Agaricomycetes; Polyporales; Adustoporiaceae
Exons: 6
Coding region: 1-1356 (451 amino acids)
Biological process (GO): protein phosphorylation
Cellular component (GO): mediator complex; nucleus
Molecular function (GO): cyclin-dependent protein serine/threonine kinase activity; RNA polymerase II CTD heptapeptide repeat kinase activity; ATP binding
Source: RefSeq, a predicted model, not a curated record